CCUACCAGGUAGGGUCCUCUUCACGUUUCGCUUACCUAACAUACCCUAGGUACCUCACAUACCUCACAUACCUCACAUCUCUAUAAGAACACCAUAUCUCCAUGCAGCCAAUACGCAGGUCCCUUUUAGACCUUCCAGCUGAUAUCAGAGAGCGCAUUUAUCUAGAUGCCGGUCUCAUCUCAGAUAAUAACCUCAGCUUGGGGUUGAGGUUCGGAAUGUGGAACUUCCUGUGGAAUCCUACAAUUCAGCUGCACAGCGUCACUCGUAACCUCCUCCAAACGUGCAGGAGUAUUUCUGCUCAUGUCAGAUCAAUUAUUCUUACCAGGAAUGCCCUUAUCGUUGCCAGGGAAAGUUGCCACGAUGCCCUACGGAUCUUGCGUCGUCUAUCGCAAGAGGAGUGUCGGAGUAUACGCCACUUAUUUGUUCACCUGCACGUCCAAGAUAGUCUUCAUGAUGGGCCUGGCUCUGAGGUCCAGGCUACCACUCUUCCCCCUGAACGAAUAGUGGCAUGGCAAGCCACAGCCCGGCAUCUCCUAUCGCAGAUAAGCCCAGGCACGUUAACGUUGCAUCUGAUUUCUGACACGGGCGACAGCUCAGAGACUCGUGCCAUUUGUCAACCCUUACUUGAGUUCCCAGGCAAGCUGAAGGACUGCGAGCUUCGGCUCGGGUCGAAGCAGCAACAUCACUUGUCUGUUCUAGCUUCGAACAUUGUCACCCGAAUUCGAGGAGGCGACCCGGACACGGGGACCAGUCCCUUCCGUUUCUUAGACCUUCCGGCCGAGAUUCGGCGGCAUAUUCUCGAGUACACUGACCUCGUGACGCCUUACGGCCAAGUCCGAUGGAACCAAAAAAAGGGGUUUCACGUCGUCUUUAGGUUUAGGGGCACUGGAUAUAUGGAACAUGGCUGUUCGCACAGACACCAAUGUGCCUGCAGACGGCUGUUUUGCACGUCGGUGACUUCCAUCGUGACAGGGUCCUUCUGCCGCAGCCGGCGAAGCGCAUACUCCUCCCACUGCCACUGCUGGGCCCCACCAAAAGCCUUCAUGUCCGUCAGCCGUGUGUUUUACCAGCACGCGAUCGAUGUAUUCUACUCGCACAAUAACGUCACGAUCAUGCCGUCUAAGGGUGCCACACGCAGCGUCUGCACUCGCUAUAGCCUGCUUCGCCUGGACGCGUCGCGGUUCAUCACGAGACACAUGUGGCCGGAGGUGCUUCGCCAUAUCCACUCUCUAGAGCUUAUCCUUCCGCUGACCAACUCGGUAUCCUGCCCAGAAUUUCGGAGCCCUCUCUACUUAGACUGGUGCUUCGCCAUCGCACACCUCAAAUGCCACGCGAACCUGGACAAGUUGAAGCUCAUCGUCUACUCAUUGGUAGAUGCUCCCAGGGGCUUUAAACCUAGCCCCCUCAUACAUGCCGACUGGAACGUGAACGCGGGGCCUCCUCUGCUACUCGAGGCACACACCCGCCUUCUGACGCCGCUGCAGUUCAUGCGGCCGAUCAAGUAUUUCUUCGUGUUUCUGGAAUGGUGGUGGCACUGGACACCUGAGCACCUCGCGCCGUCUAGCACGACUGAAAUAUCAUCCCACGACGCCUUUGCAGCUACCGCUGAGCAGCAGCAGCACUGGGCCGUGGUCGAAAUGGAGUUUUGUCUCGAACGCACGGUCAUGGGGGACGGAUAUGAUAGCUUGGCCGUGGGAAAGGCAAAGGAGCGGCAGAGUGUCUGGAUGUUUAAUGAGGAUUAGGGGGUAAGGAAGGAGGCGGCUAAAUCAAGCAUAAUGAUAAUGACUUUUGAAAAUUGGCAAUCUAGUUCUUUAUAGGCCUAAGCACUAGGCAUCCUUUCUUUUCUUCUUUUCUUGACCGAGGUAUUCAAUCCCGGGGACACUGACAAUAGGAGUACAGAGUAUCUGAGCUAGCUGGCAUCUUGAACAUCUUAGCUUGGUGGAAUAGGAACGUGCCGAAAUUUUUUCUUGAGCGUGUCAGGAUCUGCCGAACUGCAUGGCAAAGCACCGACGCAGAUGGUUUAUGACUAGAUGUUGGUACCUACUAUGUAUUUGGGUACCUCCACUAUACCUAUUCCACCUAAAUUCUAGUGCAGGUGUCUCUGUACCUAGUAGGUAUCAAUACCGAAGGAUCCACGGCUCUUAAUAGGAUGGAGUACUGUCCAGAGUACUAUCUAGGGUAUGCGAGUUCAAGCGCAGCCUUAGUAUCUAAGGUUAGUAUCUCUCUGCUGUUGUUGUUGCUGUUGUUGUAAGAGUCUACGAGCAUCUCUACGAACUAAACUGGUUCGUACAUCAGGUGCCACGGCCAUCUCAAGAAUCUACAGGCGUGGUGUUGACGACUUGCCCAUCAUGGAUGUAACUAGGCUAGAGACUUGGCUUGCGAGAUGCGAGUGAAUGUAAAAGGCGCAUGCCCC
This is a messenger RNA of Hypoxylon fragiforme, 2413 nucleotides long. RefSeq lists its product as uncharacterized. The transcript has a single exon. Lineage: Eukaryota; Fungi; Ascomycota; Sordariomycetes; Xylariales; Hypoxylaceae. The coding region runs from base 102 to 1742 and encodes 546 amino acids. The record is from RefSeq and is a predicted model, not a curated record.